AACAAUGGAACAAACUUUGCUUUCUUUUGCCUUUUCCGCAUUUGUUUUUUCAUUGGUUGGCAUCAUAAUAUAUGUUGUUCAUGAUUUGUGCCUGAAACCUAAAUUUCUCCGAGCAAAGCUUUUAAAGAAAGGAAUCGAUGGCCCGAAGCCUACACUCAUUCUUGGAAACAUGCCUGAUAUACAAAAAAUCCAGUCUAAGGAACUGGCAUCAGAUGCUAUAACUUAUGAUUCGAACGAGACAUUGUCACUUGAUUGUCCCUCUGUACUGCUUCCACAUAUCAGCCAAUGGACCAAGCAAUUUGGAAAAACAUUCUCUUUUGCACUGGGAAAGACACAAUUUUUGUAUAUAGGAGACGGUGAACUGGUGCGAGAGAUGAAUCUUUGCAAAUCAUUAGACUUGGGGAAGCCAUCUUACAUGUAUAAGGAGAGGGGGCCUCUGUUGGGCAAGGGUAUCCUCACGACGAGUAAGGAAGUUUGGGUGCACCAGAGAAAAACUAUUGCUCCUACUAUCUAUGUUGACAAAGUUAAGAACAUGUUUAGAGUAGUGCUUGAAUCUGGGAACACACUUGUUAAAUCAUGGGAGAGCUUGGUUGAAACUGAGGGCGGGAUUGCAGAUGUAAGAGUUGACGACUAUGUGAAGACCUUCACGUCAAGUAUAUUCUCUCAUGUCAUGUUUGGCAGAUACGAUGCUGCAGAAAAGCUCUUGUUUUCUAAGUGCAGGGAUCUCAUGGAAGUUUCUGGAUCACCGACAGUUGUAGAUGGUCGUCCAUUCUAUAGAUAUUUUCCGACCAAGAUGCAUAGACGGCAAUGGAGACUAGAAAAGGAGAUAUACCGGAUUAUUCGAGAUUUAGAAAUGAAAUGUGAGGGUGAGGGUGAAGGCAUAAUACACACUCUUGUGGACAGUGCUAAGCAUGGAGAGCUUGGGUCAUCUACACCUCAACAAUUUGUAGUUGAUAACUGCAAGGAGCUUUGCAUUGUAGGAAUGGAGGUUCCCGGCAUCACGGCGAUUUGGGGUCUAAUGUUACUGGCAUUGCAUCCCGAAUGGCAAGAACGUGCUCGUGCUGAGGUACUGGAAAUUUGUGGAGGCCAGACGUUGGAUGCUGAAAAGCUGGGCAAGAUGAAAGUAGUAUGUCUCUCACUUCAUUAUCUCACAUCUUUGUGUCUUACAGGUUCUAAAAGUCUGGGAUUCUUGUCAGUGACUCACUGA
Daucus carota subsp. sativus is the source of this 1207-nucleotide messenger RNA. Its product is annotated as cytochrome P450 714C2. Gene Ontology annotation, molecular function: iron ion binding; heme binding; monooxygenase activity. The record is from RefSeq and is a predicted model, not a curated record. Bases 5 to 1207 code for a protein of 400 amino acids. The transcript has 4 exons. NCBI's taxonomy places the organism in Eukaryota, Viridiplantae, Streptophyta, Magnoliopsida, Apiales, Apiaceae.